Messenger RNA from Protopterus annectens (West African lungfish), 788 nucleotides. RefSeq names its product regenerating islet-derived protein 4-like. Gene Ontology annotation, molecular function: signaling receptor activity. The record is from RefSeq and is a predicted model, not a curated record. The transcript has 5 exons. Bases 15 to 488 code for a protein of 157 amino acids. NCBI's taxonomy places the organism in Eukaryota, Metazoa, Chordata, Ceratodontiformes, Protopteridae.
ACUGUGUGCCAACGAUGUAUCUGGGACCCGUUUUACUCCUGUUGGCUGGCUGCACUCUUUUAACAGAAUCCGCUGUUGUACGAGCCGGCUGUCCUCCAGGAUGGUUUUAUUACAAAUCAAACUGCUAUGGCUACUUCAGAUUCCAGCUUCCUUGGUCUGAAGCAGAGUUUGAGUGCCAGUCUUAUGGACAUGGGGCACACAUAGCCUCUAUCCUUGAUGAUGCUGAAGCCAGCGUAAUUGCAUCUCACAUAUCUGCAUAUCAAAAGUCAGAGCCUGUAUGGAUUGGACUACAUGACCCUGAACAUAACCGUCGCUGGAAAUGGACUGAUGGCUCCAUGUAUAACUGGAGGGCCUGGAGUACUAAUGAGCCCAACAACCAGGGUGGCAAUGAGUAUUGUGUGGAGUUGGAAUACAAAGAUGGUUUUCGGAAGUGGAAUGAUAAGUGUUGUGACAUUCAUCGUCAGUUUGUCUGUAAAUUCAAACCCUGAAAGAUUGCACACUUUCCUCUAGAACAUGUAAAUCAGUGUUAUUUGUUUAUUACUAUGAUUUAAAAAUACAAUAAAUAUAUUUGAAGAGUCUUAUGUGUUCUGAUUUUUCCAAUAAUAUGCCUAAAAUAUUUCAAAUAAUAGAAUGAAACAUGGCAUAUUAUAGUCAUGUGUCAUCUUGCUUAUAACAGUCGUCAUUUACUUAUGUAAAUAAGACAUAUUACUGAAUAGGAUAUCAGUCACUCAAACACAUAUAACGGCCAUCAUGUUCUUAUUUAGGAUAUUUGUGAUAAAUACACCAAU